AAUCAAGCACCAUCAUCACAAAUCAGUAUCACAAUUAAUAAUAUAUGAACAUACUACCACCUUAAAAAAGAAGGUUCCCCCUGGAUUUGAAGUAGCCAAACCCCUCCCUCCGUUCCUUCAACCCCUCCCAGCAAACCCCAACCUUACCUCCAUACCCAAUCAAGAUGAAUCCAUACUGCUCCCACUGCGACCGCACCUUUUCCUCCAAAGAAGCCCUAAAACUCCACGCCUCCAUCAAUAUCAAUCACGCCUACUGGUGCACACGGUGCUCGCGCGCCUUCCCCUCCCACACAGCAAAAGCAGCGCACAUAGACCGUUCGGCCGCCCACAACAUAUGCCAAAGAUGCCUACACCAGGAUUUCGUAACAGAAAAAGAACUGCAAGCUCAUUUACAACACGAUCACCACGAGUGCCAAACUUGUAAACAGGCGUUCGCGGACACAAAGACCCUCGAUAUCCAUGUGCGCAGUGCACAUCUAUCCUGUGAUGUUUGCGGUGAGGUCUUUGGGGAUGGUAAUAGUUUGGAGAUGCAUAAAUAUAGCCACCAGGAGCGGGCUUUGCAGUGUUUCGGGUGCUCUCUAGCGUUCGGAAGUUACUCUAGUAUGAUUGCUCACUUGGAAUCUGGGUCUUGCGCUUGCGGCAUGACUGGGGAUAUGGUCAAAGCCAUCGCAUUAGAAUUCUCCACUAUGCAGGGACACAAAAUGCCCGAUCAGGCAUCUGAGAAGUAUCUUUGUCCGGCUUGUGCCAAAAAGCCUGGUUCUCUUUCUGCAUUGUGCCAGCAUGCGGAACGAGCUCCUGGCUGUCGGCAUUUGAUCAACGGGACAGGAGCCUUGGCUCAGCUGAUGAAGUUCUUGAAAAAUUCUAUGUGACUGUAUGUGGUGACAAAUUGGGGAGACUUUUCAGUCGCUAUUUUUCCCUUGUACUUUGGCGAUCACAGGUGGAAAAUGGUGUUUCAUAUUGAUGGUUGUCAUAUUGAAUACUGCAGUCAAUCUUUUCAAGUUUACACAUAUGAAAUAAGGAUAGAUGAAUUGCAAGCUGUGGCGACACAG
Molecule: messenger RNA, 1049 nt
Organism: Aspergillus caelatus
Lineage: Eukaryota; Fungi; Ascomycota; Eurotiomycetes; Eurotiales; Aspergillaceae
Exons: 2
Coding region: 165-869 (234 amino acids)
Biological process (GO): regulation of transcription by RNA polymerase II
Cellular component (GO): nucleus
Molecular function (GO): sequence-specific DNA binding; DNA-binding transcription factor activity, RNA polymerase II-specific
Source: RefSeq, a predicted model, not a curated record